This is a messenger RNA of Chionomys nivalis (European snow vole), 6072 nucleotides long. It is a transcript of the gene Eif4ebp2, whose product is annotated as eukaryotic translation initiation factor 4E binding protein 2. Gene Ontology annotation, cellular component: cytoplasm. The record is from RefSeq and is a predicted model, not a curated record. NCBI's taxonomy places the organism in Eukaryota, Metazoa, Chordata, Mammalia, Rodentia, Cricetidae. The transcript is spliced from 3 exons. Gene Ontology annotation, molecular function: eukaryotic initiation factor 4E binding. Gene Ontology annotation, biological process: negative regulation of translational initiation. Bases 227 to 589 code for a protein of 120 amino acids.
UCCGGUAGUCACCGUUACCGCUGCUGCUUCUGCUGCUGAGGCUGCUGAGGCUGCGGGCGGAGGCCGGAGGACUGGGCGGCGGCGGCGGCGGCGGGAGCGCAACGGGACGACCGAGCGAGAGCCGGCGAGUUGAGAGCCGAGCGCUCUCUUUCUCCCGCUCUAGGAGCCAGUGCCUCCCGGGCCCCGCCGCCGCCGCCGCACAAAGCCGCGAGCCCGCGCCUGAGCCAUGUCCGCGUCGGCAGGCGGCGGCCACCAGUCCAGCCAGAGCCGCGCCAUCCCCACGCGCACCGUGGCCAUCAGCGACGCCGCGCAGCUACCUCAGGACUACUGCACCACUCCCGGCGGGACGCUGUUCUCCACCACGCCGGGAGGAACACGAAUCAUUUAUGACCGAAAGUUUCUGUUGGAUCGUCGCAAUUCUCCCAUGGCACAGACCCCGCCUUGCCAUCUGCCCAAUAUCCCUGGAGUCACCAGCCCUGGCACCUUAAUUGAAGACUCCAAAGUAGAAGUGAACAACUUGAACAACCUGAACAAUCAUGACAGGAAGCACGCAGUUGGGGAUGAGGCCCAGUUUGAAAUGGACAUCUGACUGCUACACAAUCUAAGGAGGCUUCAGCACAGCGGCCCACGUGACCUGACUGGGCCAGUAGGAAUGCAGUGAACCAAGAAGCCGGCAGUUCCCCCUCCCCUCCCUCUGGGUGCCAAAUGGUGGGAGAUAAAGCUCCAUUGACCACAACUUCCCUGUCUCCUGCCCCUGCCCCGUUAAGGUUAGGAUGAAAGCCCUUGGAUUACUCUGGAACUGAGCGGUUGGUCCUUGGAGGAAAGCAGUCCCUGUAACUUGCCUGUUCAUUUCCCAAGAAUCUUCUGCCCCCUUCUGAUUUGCCCCAAGUCCAGGAACUCUCUAAGAAGAAGCACUGCUGCUUGGGGUAACUGGGGAAGGAAGGAGGUUUGGUGCCCAUUGCUGUUCCUGUACUCUCUUCUGUCUUCCUCCCUGCAUCCCAUUGAUGAGUCAGUGCUGGAUGUGGGAUCUUUAAACCAUUCUGAAGAAUGAUAAACAAAAUGAGCUGCUUGCCCUAUCCCUGGAGAUGUUUGUCCUUGGUACUGGAGCACAGCUCUUGUACCUCCUGUGUGUAGCUCUGACUGCAUUCCUGGGACAUAUGGUAUGAGCUCCCUUUUCUCUGGGGAGAAGACUUCUGUCCUGGGUGUGAUGGCUCAUCUCCCCAUUCCCUUAUCUAAUUCAUUGGCACAGGUAUUUUUUAAGCCUUCCUUCUGAAGAGACCCCUGGGUGACCAGGUGGUCUUUGCUUGUCUGCCAUUCUUCCUACCUGCAUCUUGCAGGCAGAGUCCUCUUCACUCUAAGAUGCCCUGGGACUUCUGUCUGCUCCCAGAGCAGUCAUUUGAAGUGCCAGUGCUUUGGUCGUUACCUGGUGGGCACAGCUGGUCCCAGCGGUCUGCCUGAGAAUGCCCUAACUCUGGCCUCUGUAGAGGACUGAGCCACACAAGUAGCCAGCCCUAGUAGUCAUGGUUUAAACCUGAUAGACUUUAGCAGGUUUGCUGCCCUGCAGUUUAUUAUAUUUUGAGUUUAAAGUUGACGCCCCCCCCCCCAUUCCCCUCCUCUGAAUCUGCUUUAUCCUUGGCUGCCGAGAGAAGAGCAUGGGCUGAAAGAGUGCGUUCCUCCCAGUUUCCUUCUCCUCAUUGUAGACCUUCCUUCUUGCUUCCCUUCCUUCUCUCCUUUCAAACCUCACUCUCUUUCCUUCUGGUUCUUCCACCAGGCCAUUUUCUAAAUCUACAUCAAAGAUACCUCCCAUGUUGGUAUCUGAUAAUAUCUGUCUCUUAUCAGAGGAGAGACGUUUUAUUUUUAAGAUGACUACAGACCUAUUUUUAGAUAAGUUUUCAGUACGAUUUUGAACUGCAACUUUUUUAACAAAACAUCUUCCAGUAUUAGGAAGGUUAUUAAAAAAUGUUCCUAGGCAAGUCUGCUGUCUUCAUUGUUGGUUAACUCUCAUAGUUCCUUCUGAGUGCUUUCCUGUGCUCUCGAGUUUAGGGGGCUAUUUGGAGUAUAGUGGUUUGUGAAACUGGACUAGUCUGCCUUGCUAUGAGUUGUUGGCGAAAACUUCAUUCUUUUCCUUUACCAUUUUGCUCUCUUGCUCCUCCCUGCCCCACUCUCCUGGUACUGUGGACCUACAGGGAGAUCCCGGGAGAGAGGCCCCCAUAGACAGGCUGGUGCAUCCGUCCUCCUACAGGAAGACAGUACAGCAGCCACUGGUGUCCUGGGAGUUUCUGGUUCUAUUGGAUGCCUGUCUAAGCCCUCUUAGUAAGAUUUCAGAUCCCCAUUGGCUGAAAGAAAGCUGUUUGUUUUUCCUUUGCACCAUGGAAAGACCCUGUUUUGUGAAGACUUUAGGAAAAAGGAAGGACAUCUGCAGAACUUGUUCUGUCUCCUGCCACACAAUGUGAAUAGCUCGUACUGCAGCCCUCUGUGACGGUCGCUGUCUCAGGAAUAAGCUGGGUCUCCAAUGUUUGGGGAUUCUUGGAGUCUCCAAGUUGAUAAUCAGAAGAGUUUUAUUUCUUUGUUAAAUGUAUCUGUUAUGUUUUUAAUUAAACUCCAAGUUUUAUUUCAUGGAGUCUUGGGGAACUUAAGUUGUGCUGCUAUUGGCAUAAGCAGCUUGCUCAGGACCUCUGUACCCUGGAGCUUCAUUCUUCGCGAGCAGGGCUCAUGGUUCUUCGCACGCUGGUGUUGGCACUCUGUGGACUCUGCAGUGAGGAGGCGUGAGUGUGCAGAAGAAUAUAUGCUUCCUCAUUGAACGCUGUCUGCAGCAGAGUGGCUUCCUGGACCCACCACUGGGAAGGGAGACGUGGCAGCUGAGUAGGAUAGAGAAACUUUCCUUUUUCUUGCCAUCUUGGAGAGUCUGCACGUGCGCCCCUCCUCAAUCAGAAAACAUGUCUAGUAUUCCUUGGAGUGUCACCUGUGUGGUGCAGGAACCUUUUGGCCUUAUGUCCUCUGCCUCACUGCUUGGUGCAGGCCUUAGAUGAAGGCCACCUGUUCUUUGACCUCCACACAUGAGCAUUGUAAGAUAAUUGCACAAGGCAAGACAUAAGCUUCCAGCAGAUGGCAUUUUUGUGCCAUGCCUCAUGAGCCAUUUUCUAGUAAGCAGGGUCCAGUGGGGGUUCACCUCUGGGUGGUCCAAAGGCCUCACAGCUGGAGCCUUAAAUGGAGGGUGUAUGGUCCUAAUCUGCCAGCCUCCCUCCUGAAGGAGACAGUUAUUUAAACCUUAGUAGCUAUCUACACUGUUGCUAUGAAGGAUGUGUUUCUGCACUUGGGACAAUCAACCUACAUGAGGAAGAAGCUCCAGCCCUGGUGGAAGACACCAGCAGUGCCCUUCCUCCUGAGUUCCCAGCCCUUGUGUUCUGCUGAAAUAGGUGCUUCCUUGCGUCCUCCAGGGCACUGGAGUGGAAAAGCUGGCUUCUUGAUAGAAAGAGUUAUCUACUGCUGUGUAACAAAUUACCUGCCAGCCUAAUAUCUCACAAUAGUAAACACUACCUGUUGGUGUCUCAAAUAGGGUUAGGGGCUACUCAGCAUGGAGCUUUAGCAUGAGGUCUCAUGGAGGUGCAUGUAGUAUGUGGGUGGGGGCUGCUCUCGUCUGGAGCUGGAGAAUCCCACUUCCAUACUUUGUUUUUGUGGUUGUCAGCAGAGUGCCUCCCUCGUUCCAUAUGGGACUCUGUUAGGUAUCAUGCCAUAGCACCUAGCUUCCUCCUGAGUGACUGAUCCUAGAGAAGGAGGUGGGUAAGAAGAAAGUUGCAGUGCCUUUACACCACCGUGUCCCUAACAGGAGGAAAGUAGUCCUCAGGGAAAUGGGGAUAGCCACAGCCAUAAGCUGGGUGCACAUUUCUAUCAGAUCAGCCCUCUAAAAUGGGACCAAACUGGGAUAAAAGACUUCUCUUUCCCCAAAGCUACCCAUUUGUCUUAAGAAAAGCGGCAGGAAAUGAAGAUUCCCAGAUCCAUUGCAUCCCCCCAUCUGCCUGUUCUCAAGAACGCUUGCUUUUAUGAGAUUCUGAGGUGGCCUCUUCAAGCAUCAUUUACCCCUUCUGUCUUCCUUUAGCCCAGAGUUGACAAAAGGAAUUGGGGGGCUUCCUGUGCAGCCAUACAAACUUUCUUAACUGGAGUGGUGUUUGGCAGAGGAAUCAAAGGACAUUAGAUGUCAGGUUCAUGAGUUAAACAGAGCAAAAAGCAGUUCAGGUUCUUGAUGAUAUUGAAGUCAGGUGCUACCUGCAUGCAUUGGUCAAGGUGUCCCACCCAGAUCAUAAGCGAGGGACCCCUGAAAAUGCAGAUGUCUGUAUGUACUUGAUUGCUCUGGACACCGAUAGAAGGGCGCUCUGACAAAAAGCAGCAGUCUUUUCACCUGUAGGGGAAGCCUCAGAGGAAGCUCACCAGUGCCUCGGAUCUCAUGGGAUGUCUGCUUGUUCCUGCCAUCCAUUCUCCCCAUCCUUAGAUGAAGACUCUUGUUCGAAUUGGUGCUCUGUCUUCUAGCCUUUUCUUUUCUGUAGCCAUGCUUGCUUUGGAGUGUAUUUCAGGCUCUCGUGUUGGGUUUCCUUCUAGGGGUGAGGGAUAGGGAGCUCUUGGGCCUCUCAUCUGUUGUGUUCCACUGAAAGUCCAUCCAGCCUCUUGUAUAGACUGCCACUGUGAGUGUACCAGGCGUGUAUCAGGUAGGGAGCCUCCUUCCCAUCUGCAUCUUGGGUGCUGGCUGCUUGAUUGGGGUGUGGUGGAACCAAUUUUAUUCCCUCUAGAGGAAAGGCACUGCUGUCUUCACGUAGUUCUGUAGUGUUUUCUGGACUCCAUGCCCAUGGCAGCUAUUUAAUGAUCUGCGAAAACCCAAUCACUGACCCAUCCUCACCAUGGAAGGCAGGAUUUAUAGUGGAGGAACACCAUUUCUUCUUGGGGUAGGGGGUUCUGUCUGAGCUUUUGAGUUACCCACAGCCCCUUGCCUCUUAGCCUUUAGUGACGGGAAUUCGGGUUCCUGCGGUUGAGGCAAUCCUUCGGUUCUUGCCAUCCCGCCGUGCUUCCUGCUCUGGCAGUGCUUUUCACGGUAGUGGUGGACUUUGUUGAAGCUGCUCACAGUAGCUGAAGACCGUAAGGAUAACUGGCGGGUCCUCAAUUUUCCAGUUGAUCAGUCAAGAUACCUUCCCUACCCUCUGAAACUAGCUUUCCCUUAGGCAGGUCCUGGAUGGUAGAGCUUACUUUCAAAGUCUUUGGGUGGUCUGUGGUUUCCCUCUGCUUGCUCAACUCUGCACCCUAGUGGGCCAUACUGUGCCCAGUAGAAAAGGCUACUGAACUAGCAGAAACAGUUCCUAGUGGAUACAAACUCCUGCUUACCUUUCUGAGGUGGAAGGGUGGUGGUGAGAGGCGGAAUGCCUGGUAGACACUUGGCUGUGCUGAUACUUCCAAAGGGAGCUCCUCCCAGGGCUUCAGACCUAAAUCCGGGGCAUUGUGGACUUAAGAGAAUCCACAAAUCUAGCACAGAAUGCCCAUUCUUGCCUCUAUACCCCCUUCCUCUCCAUUUCAGUCUUAAAAACUGCCCAGCCCAGGCCUGGGAGUUAUGACUGGAGGGCAAGAGAGUGGGGACACCAGCAGGAGGUAGGGGCCAGCGUGACACCAAUGCCUUGGCCCCCACUUCGUGGCUCCAGGAAGCCUUAAAGAAGGCAACUUGAAGAAUUCCAAGGACUCCGAUUCCCAGUUGUCCAUAUUAAGAAUCUCUGUUUUCUGAUAGACAUUUCCCUGUUCACUGCUGCAGUCUUAGCCACAUGGGAUGGAAUUUCAGAGGCUGCCAGUAUUUUCCUUGGUCCUCCUACUUGGUUCCCUUGAUGUGCUGUCCCCUUACCUCCCUCCCUUCGCUGUCAGCAAUGGUCAGUGGAAGGUUCCAUGCAAUCCUAAGACAGUCCUGUGUGAUUCCAUGACCAGUUUGUUUUCUUACUGUCCUUCCAAGCCAGCAGGUGUUUGGAACCUAGGUGAAAAUUUCUCACCAGCGGUUGCUGUUACAGCUAAAUAAAGACAUUGAAUAUUGACUUGGUGUUUUGUGGU